Messenger RNA from Bactrocera latifrons, 2616 nucleotides. Its product is annotated as cilia- and flagella-associated protein 58. The coding region runs from base 1 to 2616 and encodes 871 amino acids. Gene Ontology annotation, cellular component: cytoskeleton. Lineage: Eukaryota; Metazoa; Arthropoda; Insecta; Diptera; Tephritidae. The record is from RefSeq and is a predicted model, not a curated record. The transcript is spliced from 11 exons.
AUGAGUGCAGGUUCCAGAGCUUCCGGUUCGGAUGACGAGCCUUUGGUGCCGGAAGAUUUCGAUGAUGAUUUCUAUACAAACUUAAUGGACAAAGUGCCAGAGAUAACCAAAGCGCUGCGCCAAAAGGAUACCCACGAUAACGCCGAUAAUGUGCAGCGCAUGGUAAUUUGCUCCAAUCGCUACAAGUCCGACUGGCAUAUGGAGCAGUUACACGGUCAAGAGCUCGACGAAGAAAUAAAACGCUUGAAAGACCGACUCGAGCAUGUGAAUAAGUUGAGUCGAAUGGAUCAGGCUACGAUCGCCGAGUUGCGAACCGUUAUCGAAAGUGCGUGGAUGCAAAAGGACGCCGCACAAUCACGUGAGCAAGCCGCACAGGAUGAAAUGCUGAAGAUGAGAGAAAAAGUAAGUUCGCUGGAGCAAAUGGUGGAACAUUUAAGCGAUAAGCGCUCUGGACUGCAGAGUAAACGCGAUGAACAGAAGGAACGGGAUAAACUCAAUAAUGAGAUCCGUGAUCUCAAUAAACGUCUACAAAUACAGCGACUCUACACUGCCGAAGUGGAAGCCAUGACACAAACGCUGGAGGAAAAGAAUAAAGCCAUGGUCAAAUUGCUGGAUGAAACAUCCAACGAGUCCUACAAYAACCGCAAACGCUUGGACGCGCUAGAAAAAGAACUUGCGCAGACACGCACUGAAGAAACCAAAGCCAAAGAGAAAAUCCUACAAAUCCAAGUACACAAUGCACAGUUAACCAAGAUGAAAGUGCGACAAAAUCUACAAAUACUCUCACUGAAGACUAAUCUGGACCAUCUGCAGACGCAACACAACACYGUCAGCAACAAAUUGGCAAAAGCCAUAGUCGAACUCGAAUAUACGACACAGGACCGCGACGAGAACAAGCGAGCUUUAGCACAACGCAUCAGUCUGCUGAAGUUACGCGAAGAUGAAAUUAUCAAGCUGAAGCGCGAGAACGCAAAGCUGCUCAAAACCGAAGAGAAUACAACACGGAAAUUCGUCGCKCUAAAUGAUGCACGCGUCAAGGCUGAGGAGGAGAAUGUGCGCUUAAAAAAUCAGCUGAGCACACAGGAUAAGGAAUUGGAAUCAAUGCGACGAAUUGUACAUCAAUUCGAGAAGAACAAUGAACAUCUUACCAAGGAAAGAGACAGCCUGAGGAGUGACUUAUUCGCAGAACAUCAGAUGGCCGAACAAACAGAUGAACAGUUCCAAGAAUCACAGCACGAAAUAAAGUCGCUUAAAGAAACCUUACAUGCCAUGGAAGUGCGUCAGAAGAAACUGCAAGACGACUAUACGAAAUUGAAGAAAGAGCAAACGAAGAAAGUGGAUGAUAUACAACAUUUGGUGGAUAAAAUCGAUGCGCUGCAAAAUGAAAUACAACUCAAAGAAAACUACGAGAUCGAGCUCAAGCGCACUAUAAGCGACCUCGAACAGAAAGCUAGUAAUCUACAACGUCWGCACGACGCCUUAUUAAAUGAGAAAAAUAGCUUCGCUCGAAAUCUACAAGCCUCCGAUGAUAAACAUACCAAACUAGAAAAGCAAAUCGCCAAACUUCAAGAAAUCAUCGAGAACUACAAGAACAAAGUCACACUACGUGAUGCCGAUAUCGGACGACUGCAGCUACAAAUCGACAAACUCGAAAAAGAGCGUCGAUUGCUAAAGUCCGAGGUACGUUAUGCACAGCUUGGGCAUCAACAUACACGCUGUGAACUCCAGGAACGUAAGAAAGAAUGCGACAAGUACUCGAAAUCGCUACAGGAAGAUAACCAGAAGCUAUCACAGCUCAAACGUGAAGUCGAACACCUGAGAGACGAAAAGAAUACCGUCUCUGCGACGCUAACGAAAUGCAAUGAAGAGAGUGUACAAUUAAAGGAUCAACUGCAAACCCUGCAAAUAGCUUACGAUCAGUCGGAAAAACAUUACGCACAGUGCCAAGAGGAUAUACGACUGAUGCGAGUAGAGAUCAAGAAUAUGCGUACCGAACGUAAUGUCUUGCGCAAAGAUCGCGAGAAUUCGGCAGAUUUGCGGCAGGAGCUACUACAAAUGCACAGGCUGCUCAAUCAGGAACGAAUCAAGGCGCGUGCCAUGCAGGAAGAGAUGAUGACGCCAAUGAAUGUACAUCGUUGGCGCAGUCUUAAGGGACGUGAUCCGGAAAAGAUGGAUCUCAUAUUUAAAAUACAAGCAUUGAGAAAGCAGAUUCUACAACAAAACGUGUCUGCGCUGCAGCAAGAGCAAGCACUUGAGGAAUCACAGCGUCUAUAUGAGGCGCUGAAAGAGUUCAUGCUCAAACUGCCGAGUCACAAAGUACGCGCUGAGCUGAACAAUGUUAGGUCUACUUUGUCCAGCAAAGAACGCAAGCUGAAAGCGCUCAUGGCCGAGCUGCAUGUUAAAGAUCUGGAUGAGAAGAAUAAUACACAAAAGUUAGAUGAGCUCAAGCUACGUCUCACCGAUGCCAAAUCGCAACUUAAUCAAGAACGUAGACAGAAACAAAAGCUGUUGGAGGAACAUCAACUUCUCGUACAAAUGCAAGCACAAUGCUUCUCGGCACCGCCAACAAUGCAACGCACGCUCGGUGCUGGCUUUAAACUGAUCAAAGGAGUUUGA